Messenger RNA from Dimorphilus gyrociliatus, 866 nucleotides. The record is from the annotation of a GenBank genome assembly. NCBI's taxonomy places the organism in Eukaryota, Metazoa, Annelida, Polychaeta, Dinophilidae.
AUAUUAUGAACAAAUUAGUAAUCAAGACAUAAUUUCAACGCAGUCAGAAAAUUUAGGCUCAAAAAAUAUCGUUGAAGAAGCAACUUUUAUUGAUUAUUACGACUCCUACAUUUUCAAUUAUAAAUAAAGGUACAAAGACUGGAAUAAUUCUGUGUAAAUUGUUGUAAGAUAUUUCAUUUGGUAGAAAUUUUCUCCCAAGUUUCAUAUAGCCCUUUAAAUUCGUUCCAAUAAUGGAUUCGGACGAAGUAGAACAAUUCGAUUACCUCUUCAAAAUUGUACUAAUUGGUGACGCCGGUGUUGGUAAAACGUGUAUAGUUCAACGUUUCAAAAGUGGUCUAUUCAUGGAACAGUACGGUUCAACAAUUGGUGUUGAUUUUACAAUGAAAACAAUCGUAAUUGAUGACAAAAAAAUAAAGCUACAAAUAUGGGAUACGGCGGGACAAGAGAGAUUCAAGACAAUUACUCAAUCCUAUUAUAGAUCUGCACACGCUGUUCUCUUAGUAUACGAUAUUACUAAGGAGAAAUCAUUUGAAAAUAUUGAAAAAUGGUUAGAAGAUGUUCGAAAGUACACUGGAAAUAACGUACUUAAAGUAUUAAUAGGGAAUAAGUGUGAUUUGGAACAAGCUCGACGGAUUAGUACUGAAAAGGCAAAGCUCUUUAGCGAAAAAUAUAAUAUGUUUAGUAUGAUUGAAGUAAGCGCAAAGGAUUGUUGUAAUAUAAAUGAAUCAUUUAUAAAUUUAACUAAGGAACUAGUCUCUUUACAUUCCGAUUCAAAGUUUAUAUCAAACGACAUUAAUCUGGUUCUAGGAGAGAGAGAAAGACAGACAGAGGAGAGAGGGAGAUAUGGAACGAGAGAGUAUAGAUAA